CUCGACAUCCAGCCCUGGAGCAAUAUCCAAACCUCCGCAAAAUUGUUUUUUCCCAUCUUGCACUAUUCUUCUGUGGAUUGCGAAGCUUUGUCAAGGUGAAUGCCCAUGUGGGAAACGCCCUUUUGCUCCCAAACCAAGCCGGCCUCUUGACCAACUCAAGUACCCGCAACCCCUUCGAUUGGUGUUCCUUCUUGAUUUUCACUCGCCGCAUCUGCUCUCUUGCCGGCCACAAUCGCGUUUUUAGAACCUUUUAAUCCCCAGCCCCCUAACAGCUGGUCGCAUCUCGUGGUUGUAGCCCGUUUCGUGGCACUGCAUAGGAACUGCUCAGCUUGUGAAUAAGAUUCAAGGAUGGUGUUUGCACGCUAUACGUGGUCGGCAUCAGGCUCAUAGCCAUCUCUGUGACCAUGUCGCGUGCCCCCGCUGGCUUCGCAGAUUUUUUUCCGACCGCUCCAUCUGUUCUCCAAAAGAAACGUAGCAAAGCUGCCCAGGACCGACACGCGGCCAACACGCCAAAGGCGGCCGAUCCGCUACCGAACCUGGGGCUAUCGUCGACUCCCGACAUCAAAGGUGGGGUGGGCACGUCAGCGGAUAAUCCUGUCAGGGCCGUGGGUGAGCGAAGCGCGGAGACGACUCUUGCGCUCGGUGAUACCAAUGGAGCAACAUCUUCGAGUUCCCUUAGCACCGGCUCCUCGGGCUUCUUCUCUGCCUCUGCGCCACCCGGGGUAGCGAAACCGAAUGGGAUAAGCUCCUGUGCCCUCACCCCCUUGACAAAUACCGAUUCUUCCCCCCCGUGUAAGAUCGAAAGCCCGCUGGGUUCCAAAUCUGGCUCCACGGAUGCUGCACCUCAGCUCGCACCGACAUGCGAAGCUCAUGGCGGACCUGAGCCUGUCACAAUUACGCCCUUGCACACCCCUCCGACUCCUCGCGUACAAGCACGUCCGGCAAACAGCGAGGUUAAAGGCCACAAAAUAACAUAUGAUCCGGAUCUUGAUAGGAAAUUUCCGUCCAAAGCCAGGCGAAGGAAGCCCCAGUACGAGACAUUCGGCGUCGACGAUGAAAAGGACCCUCCCCCUUGCGACCCUCGCAUGGCAAUUGCAAACUAUACCCGCGGUGCUGCUUGCAAACAAAAGACCAAGUAUCGACCAACACCUUAUAUUCUUCGACCGUGGGCGUACGAUCCUACUACCUCUGUCGGUCCCGGACCUCCGACUCAGAUAGUGGUGACUGGUUUUGAUCCCUUAACACCGAUCGCUGCUAUAAGUGCCUUAUUUUCCAGCUUUGGGGACAUUGGAGAGAUCAAUAACCGAACCGAUCCUAUGACUGGUAGAUUCCUUGGAGUUUGUUCCAUUAAAUAUAAGGAUAGUCGAGCGUUCCGCGGUGGUAUAUCUUUAUCCGCUUCCCAGGCCGUCAGAAGGGCGUACCUUGAAUGUAAAAAAGAACAGAGGAUUGGAACUCGGCGAAUCCGGGUCGAGUUGGAUCGAAAUGGCGUCGUCAGCGGCCGAAUGGUUGCGAAACUUAUUACAGCCCAGAAAGCAGAAUUUCCUUCGCUAGAGGAAAGUAGGAAGGAGUCUGUCGGAGAUAAUGAUAACCGGCUACCCAUAGGUGAUGGUGCGAAAAAGGACAACGAACAGUCAAAAGACAAUCUUCCACCCUCUACAGCUCCGAAGGGGCCAUCAGGACGAUCUUCUCUUCACCCUUCUCUUCUGGCUCCCGAUGGCCCACGGGCGGUCUUGAAGUCGCCGGUGCCUUCGAGAAUUGAAGAAACGCCCAUUUUGCAGCAAAUCAAACGGGAUCCGUACAUAUUCAUUGCCCAUUGUUACGUUCCGGUUUUGAGCACCACAGUUCCGCACCUAGAGCGCCGCUUAAAGCUUUACGAUUGGAAGGCGGUCAGAUGCGAUAAGACCGGAUACUAUAUUAUCUUCGAAAAUUCGCGCCGUGGUGAAUUAGAAGCAGAACGAUGCUACAGAAUGUGUCAUAUGACUGCACUUUUUACCUAUGUUAUGAACAUGGAAUGCCAACCAUAUGGUAACCCGAACUACGAAAGAAGCCCGAGUCCUGAGCGCAUUAAAGCAGAGAAGCGGGAGAAGGCGAAAAGGGAGAGGUUGCACCGGGAAAUGGAGCUAGAUAUCGAGGAAGAAAAACGACUCCGAGUAGAAAACCUCGAUCCCGCGCGGGAAGCCCUCAGCGUUCUUAUCAUUGAAUUGAGAGACAAGCUACUAGAUGAUGUUAAAUCCCGAGUGGCGGCUCCAGCUUUGUAUGAUUUCCUUGAGCCUGACCGUCACAACGCUAAACGGCAACAACUUGGAAUUCCGGCGCCUGAGGGUACGGGGCGACCCAGCUUUAGGAUCGAUGCAUCGACUGAUGGCACCGUGGUCCAUUCCCAACCAGACGCUUAUUCUCGUCACCAUCGACCCGGUGGUGUUUCCAGUUUGAAUGUCUUGGCGCUUCCGCGUAUAAGGAAGGUCAAAGGAUUUGAGCAAGGUAACGCGGUAUAUAUCGAUGAAAGGCGAAGAGCCAAACCGAGGAAAAGAGAGUUUAGGCCCCUAUAUCACCGCCUUCAGCAACUUCAUGAGAUUGAAGAUUCAGAUGAUGACCAGCAGGUUUCCUUCGCUCGAGACACGGAAGAGGUGGAAAGCCGCCCUCUCAGCCGUCUAAGUUCGGAGUCUGCGGAAUCCGACAAUGAGGAUGACUUAAUGCGGAAAAGCCCAAGCUUGUUGGAUGCCAAACCGCUAGACGUACCCCUGCCGGAGUCUGAAAGCCUGGCGGGCGGUAUUGAGCAGAGCGGUCUGCCGGACAGGGAGAAGAGUAUCAUUGAAGAAUUAGAACGGGGAAUCAACACACUUCCAACUUCGUCUAAAAAGAGGAAACGAUUAAUUGAAGAGCUUGCAACACGCAAAAAGCGAAAAGAAGUCGAUAAUUUAUUCGAACUUGACGCCAAACCUUUGGAAUCACUGGUUGAGGAAACGGCACAAGAGGCUCUGCCUGCAGAUUCAACCGAUGCUUUGCGGACGGUAACACCGGUACUGAAAGACAAGAAACGUAAAGUGAAGGGUCAAUCCGGGAAGCAGAUCUUUGAGGAAAGGCAAGCCCCGAAACGGAAAGAAAUUGAUUCUACGCAGCCUCUAUUGUUCGAAGAAUCAGUCGAGUUGCUACCCGAAGGGGAAAUAGAAAUUUCUGAACCGGCCAUUGAAGAGCUGAAACCAGAAGUGGAAUGGGGAGUGUCAACAGACGAACCGCGACCAACAGCAGAAGACGAUGAUACAAUUGUCCUCGACUUGGACGGCUGGCAGAGUCUCAUUAAGGAUGACGAGGAUAUUAAUUUCCUUAAAAAGGCUCUGUCAGAGCAUCUCGCGGCGGAUAUUGGGAAUCUGGCCGCUUGGACUUGGAAGCAUAAAGAAAUAAAGGCAAUUAAUCGCGGCGGCGACAGAGGCCCAGUGCACUCUGAGACAAGGAUUGACGGAUAUUAUGUUCCAAAUCCUUCUGGUUCGGCAAGGACAGAGGGAAGAAAAAGGAUUCGGGAAUCAGAAAAAUCGAAGUACCUGCCUCAUCGGAUCAAAGUCCAGAAAGCUCGCGAAGAACGGUUGGCUAAAGCGAAGAAUGACCCUCAUGCAGCAGCCGCCGAAGCGGCGAGACUUCUUGCGGCUAAAUCACUUUCUAAAUCUACGUCUCGGUCUACCCGUGUAAAUAAUCGGCGUCUGAUCGCUGAUAUCAAUGCACAGAAGCAAGCGCUCCCAAUGCAAAAUGGGGACAGCGACGUCCUGCGAUUCAAUCAACUGAAAAAGCGGAAAAAGCCAGUGCGAUUUGCUCGAUCGGCUAUUCAUAAUUGGGGACUGUACGCCGAAGAAAAUAUCUCCGCCAACGAUAUGAUUAUUGAGUAUGUUGGAGAGAAAGUUCGUCAACAAGUCGCAGACAUGCGUGAAAGGAGAUAUUUGAAGAGCGGUAUAGGGAGCAGCUACCUAUUCCGAAUUGACGAAAACACUGUUAUUGAUGCUACAAAAAGAGGUGGAAUUGCAAGAUUUAUCAAUCAUAGUUGCACUCCAAAUUGCACUGCAAAGAUAAUCAAAGUUGAUGGUAGCAAACGGAUCGUUAUUUAUGCAUUGAGAGAUAUCGACCGAGACGAGGAACUCACCUAUGACUACAAGUUUGAGCGGGAAUGGGAUAGCGAUGAUAGAAUACCAUGCCUUUGCGGCUCGGCCGGCUGUAAGGGGUUCCUAAACUGAUUUCACUUUUCGACAUACUGAAGCCUUCCACCCUCGGUGUUCUGGUUUUUACUCCUUUUAAAACACAGUUAAAUACACCUUGUAAAGAUCUAUUUUCGUAACCUUCAUAGCGUUAACAAGCUUUGAUUUUGGGGCUGUGGACAACCGUCGAGACUCGAUAUUGCCUUUUCCGCGAUGUGUUAGGCGUCCUUCCUUUUUCUUUCUUUGUUUCUUAGGAUCUUGCACGUCUGUUACAAUGGUCAUGUAUCCUCCAUAUAUUCUUGUACCGUCCCAAAUAGGUCUAAUUUCUACCUUCAAUUGUUAUCGGAGGCGAAAGUUCAUGGCUAGGGCUAGGUUUAAAUACUUGGAGUU
This is a messenger RNA of Coccidioides immitis RS, 4571 nucleotides long. RefSeq names its product histone-lysine N-methyltransferase, H3 lysine-4 specific. The transcript is spliced from 2 exons. Lineage: Eukaryota; Fungi; Ascomycota; Eurotiomycetes; Onygenales; Onygenaceae. Gene Ontology annotation, cellular component: Set1C/COMPASS complex. Gene Ontology annotation, molecular function: histone H3K4 methyltransferase activity; protein binding; nucleic acid binding. The coding region runs from base 405 to 4220 and encodes 1271 amino acids. The record is from RefSeq and is a predicted model, not a curated record.